GGAAGCCCGAAGGAGGCGGCAGAGGAGGGAGGAACUUCCCAAAGUUGCCAAACAUGGCUACCUCGCCUGCAGAGCCGAGCGCGGGGCCGACGGCCGGGGGGGAGGCAGCGGCGGCGACCGAGGAGGAGGAGGAGGAAGCGCGCCAGCUUCUGCAGACUCUGCAGGCGGGAGGGGAGGCGGCGGCGGCGGCCGGGGCGGGCGAGGCGGCAGCGGCGGACUCCGGGUCCCCGAGCGGCCCGGGGUCUCCCCGCGAGACCGCGGCCGAGGCGCCCACGGGCCUCCGCUUCUCGCCCGAGCAGGUGGCGUGCGUGUGCGAGGCGCUGCUGCAGGCUGGCCACGCCGGUCGCUUGAGCCGCUUCCUGGGCGCGCUGCCCCCGGCCGAGCGCCUACGUGGCAGCGAUCCGGUGCUGCGCGCGAGGGCCCUAGUGGCCUUCCAGCGGGGUGAAUACGCCGAGCUCUACCGGCUCCUCGAGAGCCGCCCUUUCCCCGCCGCCCACCACGCCUUCCUGCAGGACCUCUACCUGCGCGCGCGCUACCACGAGGCCGAGCGGGCCCGCGGCCGUGCGCUGGGCGCGGUGGACAAAUACCGGCUGCGCAAGAAGUUCCCUCUGCCCAAGACCAUCUGGGAUGGCGAGGAGACCGUCUACUGCUUCAAGGAGCGCUCGCGCGCGGCGCUCAAGGCCUGCUACCGCGGCAACCGCUAUCCCACGCCAGACGAGAAGCGCCGCCUGGCCACGCUCACCGGCCUCUCGCUCACACAGGUCAGCAACUGGUUCAAGAACCGGCGACAGCGCGACCGGACUGGGACCGGCGGCGGAGCGCCCUGCAAAAGCGAGUCCGAUGGGAACCCCACUACUGAGGAUGAGUCCAGCGGAAGUCCCGAAGACCUGGAGAGGGGUGUGGCCCCCGUGGCUGCUGAGGGCGCCCCCCAGAGUUCUAUCUUCCUAGCGGGGGCCACCCCUCCUGCGACGUGCCCCGCCUCCUCCUCUCUCCUGGUGAAUGGGAGCUUCCUGGCAGCCAGCAGCCCCCCAGCAGUGCUCCUCAAUGGCAGCCCAGUCAUCAUCAAUAGCCUGGCCCUAGGAGAGGCCUCCAGCCUGGGGCCCCUGCUGCUCACAGGAGGAGGGGGUGCCCCUCCACCACAGCCCAGCCCCCAGGGAGCCAGUGAGGCCAAGACUUCCCUGGUCCUGGACCCUCAGACAGGAGAGGUUCGGUUGGAGGAGGCUCCGUCUGAGGCUCCCGAGACCAAAGGGGUCCAGGGGGCUGUUCCUGGGGCAGCUGGAGAGGAAGUCCCAGGGACCCUGCCCCAGGUAGUCCCCGGCCCCCCACCUGCCUCCACCUUCCCUCUGACCCCAGGAGCCGUUCCCUCUGUGGCUGCUCCUCAGGUUGUACCCCUCUCCCCCUCGUCUGGGUACCCAACAGGCCUGAGCCCCACUUCCCCACUGCUGAACUUGCCCCAGGUGGUGCCCACCUCCCAGGUGGUGACCCUGCCUCAGGCUGUGGGGCCGCUCCAGCUGUUGGCAGCUGGGCCAGGCAGCCCCGUGAAAGUGGCAGCUACACCGGGGCCUACCAACGUGCACCUGAUAAACUCCGGUGUGGGAGUGACCGCCCUGCAGCUUCCCUCGGCCGCCACCCCAGGAAACUUUCUCCUGGCCAACCCCGUGUCCGGCAGCCCCAUCGUCACUGGGGUAGCUGUGCAGCAGGGCAAGAUCAUCCUCACUGCCACCUUUCCCACCAGCAUGCUCGUCUCCCAGGUCCUUCCACCUGCCCCCAGCCUAGCCCUGCCCCUGAAGCAAGAGCCAGCCAUCACAGUGUCUGAAGGAGCCCUCCCAGUGACCCCCGGCCCCGGCCUCCCAGAGGGUCACACUCUAGGGCCAAUCUCUACUCAGCCACUGCCACCUGCUCCUGCUGUCACCUCUGCCACCGGCCUGCCUUUCUCCCCGGACUCCUCUGGCCUGCUGCCCGGCUUCCCAACACCCCUGCCCGAGGGUCUGAUGCUGUCCCCUGCGGCUGUACCAGUCUGGCCAGCAGGGCUGGAACUGAGCGCAGGGGUAGAGGGGCUGGGGACACCGGCCACCCACACUGUGCUGAGACUGCCAGACCCAGACCCCCAGGGGCUGCUCCUGGGGGCCACAGCAGGGACUGAGGUUGAUGAGGGGCUAGAAGCUGAGGCCAAGGUCCUGACGCAGCUGCAGUCCGUGCCUGUGGAGGAGCCCUUGGAACUGUGACUGCCUGGACUCAGCCACCUCUCCUGACAAUGGUGCUCAAGGUGCUCGGACAGGAGGAACCCUCAGUAGAGUGCAGUCUGAAGGUCCCACACUACAGCCCUCCACCCUGGACGAGCUGCAAGCCUUGGAGAAGCCAGAGAAUCACCCCUGCCUGGGCACUGUCCUUUCCUGAUGGGAAGUCUCUUGUUACAGCCCUCCCAUGCUCUGCCUGCCCGGUGCAUGGGGCACUAGGGGUCCUGACUCGGGCUUUGUCCUCCUCUACCUGGUACUAGUUGAGGAAGGCCCUGCCGAGUGGCUGAUUUCCAGCCGGCACCCUCCCCAUAACACUAUUAAUAGCCCCACUGAUACCCAGUGUUCCCAGAACUGCCUGAAUCCCAGGGAGAGGAGACCAGGGUGUGGCCCAGAGAGCCCCUUCCUGCUGAGGAGGGUCCAAUGGGUGCACGGGGCCCUUCCUUACUUCCCUGGACUUGAGCCCCAGGAUCCAGCCCCAGACCAAAGAUUUCCCCGGCCCCUAGUUUUGUCUAGUUUGUAUCGUAAAUCUUUAUUUUUCUAGGACAUGUAAUGCCUCCAUUUCAAUUAAAGUCAAGUUAACAGACAACAGA
Molecule: messenger RNA, 2827 nt
Organism: Peromyscus leucopus (white-footed mouse)
Lineage: Eukaryota; Metazoa; Chordata; Mammalia; Rodentia; Cricetidae
Gene: Six5
Product: SIX homeobox 5
Biological process (GO): regulation of transcription by RNA polymerase II
Cellular component (GO): nucleus; transcription regulator complex
Molecular function (GO): DNA-binding transcription factor activity, RNA polymerase II-specific; RNA polymerase II cis-regulatory region sequence-specific DNA binding
Source: RefSeq, a predicted model, not a curated record